UGCAAAAAAAAAUACAAUAUUUAGAAUGAAAUAUUACAAUUCUUAUAAUACUUUUAGUUUUCAACAAAAAAGAAAAGGAAUGGAAGAAAAAAAACUCCCCCAGGUUUCAAGGAAUUUGGGACAGAGAUGAUCAAAUUGAAUCUGAGAGUGAAUUUGACACUGAUUUGACAAAUACAGAAAGAGAAUUAGAAAUAGAAUCUCAAAUAUCCCUGGAUGCUGAACGGUUCAAAGAAAUAGAGAACAGGUCACUGAUAACCAUGAGUCAAGAUGAUAAGAUUCCUGAAACCUUCAUGACAAUCACACAGAAAGCUGAAUAUGCUGAAACUAAAACUCCAUAUCUUGAUCAAGAAACAUCAAAGGAAGAGAACAUUGAGUCAUAUGAUCUUAUUGACGAAGAGCUUCAGCAUAUAGAGCUUGAACAUGAUAAUCUUGUUGAUGAAGAACUAGAAAAGGUUCAGGAAAAUCCUGAUUUUUCCUCUAAACUAGAUCAAGACAAAAUUGUACAUAAUGAAUUUGUGGAAGCACUUGAGCUUGCAAUAUUUGAACAACUAGAGAUUGACAAUGACGUACUUGAAGAAACUAAAGAUGACAAGGAGGGUCUGUUUGACAAACAUCUUGUUCACGAAGGAGAAGAAUCAGCAACAACAAAUGAACAAGAUCCCUUUUAUCUGAAAGUUGAAAUUAUAAAUCAUACACAAGAAUCAAAAGAGGAAGUGGAGCAAGAAACUUUGAAUGAAAUAAACUCAAAUGCUGUUGUUUCCAAAAGUGAAACUUUUGACAUAUUAGAUGAGUAAGAUUCAAUUAACAAAAAAAUUAAACUUAAAGUUUAGAUAAAUACAUAGAAAG
Messenger RNA from Eurytemora carolleeae, 846 nucleotides. RefSeq lists its product as uncharacterized. The record is from RefSeq and is a predicted model, not a curated record. NCBI's taxonomy places the organism in Eukaryota, Metazoa, Arthropoda, Copepoda, Calanoida, Temoridae. Bases 258 to 794 code for a protein of 178 amino acids. The transcript has 6 exons.